AUGACACAGACUUCUCCCACUGCAUUUGUCACCCCACAAGCAAGAGAUGCAUUAUCUCCAACUCGUACACAACCAAUAGCAAAACGUAUCAAAUGCAAAGAGUCUGGAUGCGGAAAGCUCUUCAGUCGCAAAGAACACCUGACUCGACACAUGAAGUUACAUGAUCCUAACCUUCAAUAUGAAUGUCCUGUAUGUGGUCGGCGAUAUGCGCGAAGUGACGUAUUGAAGAGGCAUUUAGAUCAUCAUGCUCAGAAUUCAAGCGCGAAACGCACAAUGGUCGCAUGUACAUCCUGCCAUGAGCGAAAGCUCAAGUGUGAUGACGCAUCACCUUGUCGAUCAUGCACUCACACUUCAACAGAAUGUAGCCGAUCGAUUGAUGGUGGGACUAAUCGUACGGAAGUCAACGGUGUGGGCGUGAAUGAGGCUAUUGUCGGGAACAGCGUGGUCAAUGCUCACAGUUCGAAUCAGCACUCUGAUCUUUCACAUCCCUGGUUUCAAUCUGAAAACCCAACGUUAUCUUUACCUCCAUAUUCAGAUGCGACUCUCGAGCUAUUGUUUCAAAGUGAGGAUAUUCCCAGCGGAGACUUUUCUUGGGGUCAACACCAGUCCGCGGGAGGCAAUCCUACAGAUUUUUUCCAUAUACCUCUGUCUGACGAUGCUUCCAUCUCUCUGCAUGCUCUCAAUGAUCCACACAAGUCUCGGGUGAAUGUAACAUAUUAUGAUGCUGACCCUAGUGACAGAACAAGGUCAACAUUUGCAUCACAAUCACCGUUAUCAUCAUUAUCCUCUGAGCACUCCGAGCAAGAUCAUUUAUCAGAAUUACGUAGAACACUGAGUCAAGAUCAAGGUCAUCUGAACCAGCUUCUAGAAGUCUAUUUCACCAAAAUUCAUCCAUCCUGGCCCAUUUUACAUGCUCCAACAUUCAAUCCUCAAAGUGUUUCGCCGAUCUUGCUAGGCUCCAUGCUAAUGCUUGCGAAUUGGUUGGAUGGAAGUCAGCAGCAUGAAAAACUUGCGUCGAUUGUAUUUGAAGCAAUAUUAGCUGCCCUAUUGGAAGUUCAUCUCUCACUCGACAAGGAGAUUGAUCAAUCGUCGCUCCAAAAUCUCCAAGGUCUUCUUUUGUGUGUUACCACCAGAGGAAUGUCAUCGAGAGCUGUUUAUCUGAAUGGUGCACUCAUCUCAACAUGUCGUCAUGCUGGUAUUUUCAAUGGACAGAACACAUAUUAUGAGCUGGCAACUAGACUUUCAUUUUCUAGUCUGAGAGUGGAUGCUUAUCUGAGCGUCCUUAUGGAUUAUCCACCGUCUGUUCGUUAUCAGGAGAUCAGUAUUCCCCUUCCAAAGUCUACAAAGCUAUGGACUGUGGCAACUGAUGAAGAAAGACGAAAACUUCAGUGGUAUGAACCUGCAGGUCGCGAGAAAGCCCGGUUCUGCUUUCUCAUGCGCGAUCUUAUUGAUGCUAGCGAAAACCAGUCAGUCUCGUAUCAUCUCACUGAUAAUGACUAUCAUCUCGGACUUUGUUCCCUGCAGAUUGGUACUUGGGAAACGGCUCGCGAAGCUUUCUGCUGUUGUGAUUCAGAUGAGCUGAUAACGGAUUCAAAAAGAAGCGAUCCAGUACAUCGAUGGGGCUCUCAACUCAAUCUUUGGCGUACAAGAAUGGAAGAUCACGCUCAAUUGCACCCAGAGAUCAACUCUACUGAGUCCAAUGAUGAUCGCAUAUUUCCACAACUGAACCUCAUACUAUGGCAUAUAUCGGCCCUCACAGUUCAUGCGCCCCUAAAGCUCUUACAACGACAAGGAUGUUGUUUCAAAUGUCGUCCUGGAGCCGGUUUGACUACACAAAGAACAAGAGCGCGUCUAAGUAGCUGGAUGUUUUCGCCACAUCCUCGUACUGCCCUUUGGAAUGCUGGUCAGAUUUGUCGGCUAGCAGAAACUAAAUUCUCGAAUCGCUCAUCUAAUACUGAUCCUUUGCUCAAUCCACUUGCAAUGCCAGGAAUUCUAAAGAGUGCAAUUGCUGUUUGUUCUUAUGCAUAUCAUAUUCGUGCCUGUUUUGGAUGCACUAGUGUAUUAGGAGAUUCGAUCGAUCUAUUCAAUGCAUCUCACAAAGAUGACAAAUUAAAGAAUUGGACGGAGCACGGAAUUGGAAUGGCUACCUGGGGUACAGAAGCAAUUCCAGUCUGCCAUUGUAGAUUUAAGGAUCUGGAAUCGUGGUUUCGAGAGAGAUUUGCGAGACAUCCAGGUGCCGAUACACAAUUCACGUCGUUUCUCGCCGGUUUGGGCGAAUGA
Botrytis fragariae is the source of this 2280-nucleotide messenger RNA. RefSeq names its product putative transcription factor c2h2 cys6 protein. Gene Ontology annotation, molecular function: zinc ion binding; DNA binding; DNA-binding transcription factor activity, RNA polymerase II-specific. Gene Ontology annotation, biological process: regulation of DNA-templated transcription; DNA-templated transcription. The transcript has 5 exons. NCBI's taxonomy places the organism in Eukaryota, Fungi, Ascomycota, Leotiomycetes, Helotiales, Sclerotiniaceae. The coding region runs from base 1 to 2280 and encodes 759 amino acids. The record is from RefSeq and is a predicted model, not a curated record.